CACAGGCGUCGCCGAGCCCGCGCGCCCCCCGCGCCCCCCGCGCGCGCCUCGCGCCCCCCGCGCGCGCCCCGCGCCCCUCGCGCCUUCCCGCGCCCGGUCCCUAUGGAGGCGCCGCUGGCCGGCGAGGCCGCCGCCGAGCAUGCCUAGGAGGGCCGGCAGCGGGCAGCUGCCGCUACCCCGGGGCUGGGAGGAGGCCAGGGACUACGACGGCAAAGUCUUCUACAUCGACCACAACACGCGCAGGACCAGCUGGAUCGACCCCCGGGACAGGUUAACGAAGCCCUUGUCCUUCGCCGACUGUGUUGGGGAUGAGCUGCCAUGGGGAUGGGAAGCCGGGUUCGACCCCCAGAUCGGGGUCUAUUACAUCGAUCACAUCAACAAAACCACGCAGAUCGAAGACCCGCGGAAACAAUGGCGGGGCGAGCAGGAGAAGAUGCUCAAGGAUUACCUGUCGGUGGCGCGGGACGCGCUCCGCACGCAGAAGGAGCUGUACCACGUGAAGGAGCAGAGGCUGGCUCUGGCCCUGGACGAGUAUGUGCGGCUCAACGAUGCCUACAAGGAGAAGUCGAGCUCACGCACCAGCUUGUUCUCAGGCUCUUCCUCCAGUACUAAGUACGACCCCGAUAUCUUGAAGGCCGAGAUCUCCACGACGCGAUUAAGGGUGAAGAAGCUGAAGCAGGAGCUGUGGCAGAUGAAGCAGGAGCUGCUGUAUAAAGAGCAAGGCUUCGAGACGCUGCAGCAAAUCGACAAGAAGAUGUCUGGCGGCCAGAGCGGCUACGAGCUGGGCGAAGCGAAGGCCAUCCUGGCCGAGCUGAAGUCCAUCCGCAAGGCCAUCAGCUCAGGAGAGAAAGAGAAGCAGGACCUGAUGCAGAGCCUGGCCAAGCUGCAGGAACGCUUCCAUUCGGAGCAGAGCAUCGGCCAGUCGGAGCCAGACCUGAGAUCGAGCCCCGUCAACUCCCACUUGUCCCUCUCCAGGCAGACCCUGGACGCCGGUUCGCAGACGUGCAUUUCCGGAGACAUCGGAAUGAGAAGUAGAUCGAAUUUAGCCGAAAAGGUCAGGCUGAGUCUCCAGUAUGAGGAAGCCAAGAGAAGUAUGGCCAACCUGAAGAUCGAGCUGUCGAAGCUGGACGGCGAGGCCUGGCCGGGGGCGCUGGACGUGGAGAAGGAGCAGCUGAUGCUGCUGCAGGAGAAGGAGGAGCUGCUGAAGGAGCUGCAGUUCGCCCGCCCGCAGACGCGCUCCCAGGACGAGCUGGACCGGCUGGAGGCCGAGCGGCAGCGGCUGGAGCAGGAGCUGCUGGCGGUCAGGGGCGCCCCGAGCCGCGCCCUGGCCGAGAGAUUGAAAUUGGACGAGCGAAGGAAAGAGCUAUUACAGAAACUUGAAGAAACGACUAAAUUAACUACUUAUUUGCAUUCGCAACUUAAAAGCCUCUCGGCCAGCACCUUGUCCGUGUCGUCGGGCAGCAGCCUGGGCUCCCUGGCCUCCAGCCGCGGCUCCCUCAACUCCCUGAGCUCGGGCGAGCUGUACUACGGUGGCGUGGGCGAGCAGCUGGACGGCGACUACCAGUACAAGCUGGACUUCCUGCUGCAGGACAAGGGCGGCUACGCGCCCGCGGGGCCCAUCACCACCAUCCUGGAGAACGAGGUGGUCAAGUGCCCCCCCGGGCCGAGUGGGCCCGGCGGGGGGGCCGCGGCGGGCUCCGGCCUCCCGCCGCCGCCACCGCUGGCCGAGGCCCCCACGUCGGUGACCUCGCUGUCCUCCCGCUCCUCCCUGUCCUCCCUGUCCCCGCCCGGCUCGCCCCUGGCCCCCGACGCCGCCUGCCCACUGGCCUCCCCCGACGCCACCCUCCUGCCCUUCCCCGCCGACUUCGAAGACUGUGAGUUGAGCCGCCGCUUGGCCGACCUGGGCCUGGCCGACGGCCAGCUGCUGCUGGACGCGGACGCAGGGGGCGCGCCCCGGCCGCUCGUGGAGGAGAAGGAGCUGGACGGAAGGGCCGCGGAGGUGGAGAGAUCCUUGCCCAAGCGGAGGGCGGCCCACCUGCUCGGGGAGAAGGGCUCCUGCGUGUCUGCCGCCGUGUCCGACGAGUCCGUGGCCGGGGACAGCGGGGUCUACGAGGCUUUCGUGAAACAGCCAAGCGAAGCGGAAGACGCCCCAUUCGGCGAGGAUGACAGCCCUGGCCCGGAGACGGCACAGGUGCAGAUUGGACUCAGAUACGAUGGGAAAAGAGCGAGCUUCCUGGUAAUCAUCACGCAGCUUCGGAAUCUCCACGCCUUCCUGGUACCUCACACUUCCAAAGUGUAUUUCCGGGUCGCUCUCCUGCCCUCCUCCGCGGACAUCAGCUGUCUGUUUCGCACCAAGGUCCACCCGGCCACGGAGUGCAUCGCCUUCAACGACGUGUUCCGCGUGGCCAUCUCCCAGGCGGCCCUGCAGCAGAAGACGCUGCGAGUAGAUCUGUGUGCCGUCAGCGAGCACCGGAGGGAGGACUGCCUGGCUGGAACCCAGAUCAGUCUGGCCGAUCUACCGUUUUCCAAUGAGAUUUUCACGCUGUGGUAUAACUUGCUACCUUCUGAGUCGAAGCAAACGCUGUGGAAAAAGGACGAAGAUGAAAGCGAGGACUCCGCCCCUCUCGUGGACCAGCCGUUAGCGGUGGACGCCAUCGACCUGGACGCAGUGUCGGCCUUGCUGGCUCGAACGUCAGCAGAGCUGCUGGCUGUGGAACAAGAGUUGGCACAAGAGGAAGAGGAGGAGGAAGAGGAGCAAAGGGGCCCCGAUGGAGACUGGCUGGAGAUGCUCCGGGAGGCCUCCGAGGAGCUGGCGGCCAAGGACGAGGCGCCCGGGAGACCGGCAGACGGAGGCAGUGCCGGACCCACCAGGUCCUGCGGCCGUUCCUGCGCCCAUGUGCCCCAGCUGAGGGCCGACGACGGCGGGAGGCGCGGGAGCAGCUACGGCAGGGAGCCGGGCGGACAGCCGCACACGGGCACCCCCACCCUGGUGGACAAGGAGACCAACACAGAGGAGGCGGGCAGUGCAGGCCUGGCUGUGCGCCCCAAGGACCGAGGCGGGCUGAGCACUCGGCAGCGCCCCCUGGUGAGGAGCAGCCUGAUCGUGCGCUCGCAGACCUUCUCCCCUGGGGAGCGGAACCAGUACAUCUGCCGGUUAAAUCGAAGCGACAGUGACAGCUCAACCCUGGCGAAAAAGUCCCUGUUUGUGAGGAACUCCACGGAGCGGCGGAGCUUGAGGGUCAAAAGGGCCGUGUGCCAGCCCGUGCUGAGGAGAGCAGCGCAGGAGCGGCCGGCGCGCACGUCGCUGGACCUGGAGCUGGACCUGGCGGCGUCCCUCACCCGCCAGAGCCGCCUCAACGACGAGCUGCAGGCCCUGCGCGGCCUGAGGCAGAAGCUGGAGGAGCUGAAGGCGCAGGGCCAGACCGACCUGCCGCCCGGGGUGCUGGACGAUGAGCGUUUCCAGAAGCUUCUGAAGCAGGCCGAGAAGCAGGCGGAGCAGGCGCAGGAGGAGCAGCAGCACGGCCUUAGCGCCGAGAGGCUGAUGCGCCGCGUGUCCAAGGAUGUGAGCCGCCUCCGGGAGCAGAGCCAGAACGUGCCCCGGGAGGUGCAGUCCUUCAGGGAGAAGAUGGCCUACUUCACCCGGGCCAAGAUCAGCAUCCCUGCCCUGCCAGCGGACGACGUGUGAGCUGCCCGCGGGCCGGCCCCCGGGGCGGCGGGACCAAGCCCGGCCCCUCCGAAAAGAGCGUCCACCUCACGCCCGGUGGAGACACGUUCAUUUGUAAAAGUGACUCGAAUGUAAUCCCUACAUGCUUGGAAAAGGAAAGAAAUCAGAAAACCACAGUGGGCUCAUCCGGUUCCCCCCACCCCCCAAAAACUGGGGAGGUGGGUGGCCAGGAACACGCCCCCACCACGGGCUGGGCCCGUCCCCAUGGCAGGCGGGAUGGGCAGCAGGACGGGCCGGCCACUCCCACGCAGGGACCCAGGCCCAGCCGGGAACCUGGAUCUCCUGGGUUUCCGUUUUGUCUGUGUCUGGCGGUGGGGGGAGGCGGAGCCCAGGCUCUGAGCACCGGGGGCAGCUGAGGACACGCCCACAGCAGGGGGGACGGGCGAAGCGCAGUGUCCCGGGAGUUUCCCGCUGGCCCCAGCAGAGAGUUGCCCGGAGUCAGGAGGCGAAAUUGGGGGCUUCCCUGGCUUCCCCAGCUCAGAGGGUCCGGGAGGGACCAGGGGCCGUCACCCACAAGCUGCAGGGAAAACCUUUCAGGGGGCAGAGGAAAGACCCCCUGGGAUGAAUCGAAGUGGCCUAGAAGGUCCGAGGAGAAAGGCUGUCCCCCAGGCAGACCUGGUGUCUGGCCGAGCCCCACCCCUACCCCGGCCCCCUGUGAGGGAGGAGGGAAGAACCUGAAUGCAGAGAACAGGCGGGGCCGUUUGUUGAGAGAAAUGGCCCUGGGGGACCAGAUGCCAGCCAGGACCUCCCUGUGGGACAGCCACCUGCCCGUCCCCGCUCUGUGGAGGCAGCUUCAAGCCACCUGGACAAAGCCUUGCUUUGCUUUGAUUUAAAAAAAAAAAAUGGGGGUAGGGGAGUGGUGGCACACCCAGCAGUGCUCAGUGGUUACUCCUGGCUCUGUGCUCCGGGCUCACGCUGGGAGGUGCUCGGGGGCCAGGUGCGGUGCCAGGAAUUGACCGUGGUGAGUGAGCAGCGUGCAAGGCAUUGCCUUCCCGGCUGGCCUGUCUCUUCAGCCCCUGGGGUCCAGCUUCUCCUUGCGUCGGUCGAUGUCAGAGUCCCGGGCUGUCGGAGACGCCAGGAGGCCGUUUGUGGUUAGGCAGCUCGCAGAGCAAGCCGGCCGAGGCUGUGUUGCAGGGGGGGUCUUGUUUGGUUUUCACACAAAAACCACCUUAAAGGAAUGCACCCUUUGAAAAGAAAAAGGGAAGAAAACAACCAGCGCCAAAUACGUCUCUUCCUAAGCUAGAAUUCUUACUCAUGGUGCAUUUUAAAAAAAAAAAAAUUUUUUUUUUUUCCCUUCAAAGCAAUGAUGCCUAUUUGGGAAGGUUCCUUUGAUCAGAACCAAGAUUCAGAUGAAGCAGUUCCUAAGCCUAGAACAUUCGCUAUUGCUCCUAAGUGUCCCCGCCACUGACGUGCAAAUGGAUUUGCAGUUCUCACUGGAUGUGAGACCACUUUCAGCAGAACCAGCCUGGCGAGCUGGCUGUCGCUUCUGCUCCCUGACUAGGGAAGGCGAGAGUCCCAUCCAUUCAUCCUUGUCAAGGUCAAAUGUGAAAGACAGAAGCUUAUUUAAUGUAGAGGUGAAGGAAGGCCGGCUGUUUUGCGGCUUCUUCAUCUCGACCAUGAAAAUGUUUAUACAAUUAUGUGUAGCUGUACCGUACGAUUUUAUUUUCUUCAUUUAUUUAUUUACGGUCUUAUUUAUGUUCUGUUUAAUAUAUAGUUUGGUUCUGGCCAUUGUAAGUGUUUGACAUAGAAGAGGCUCUCUAUUGACAGCUUUAUAAAUCUUCAUCAGAUUCGCUCUCACCUUUCACCGUCACACAAAGUUUCAGGUGUGACAGCUUAAACUGUAUCUCGGGCAGGCAGUUAACCGUUCUGACCACAGUGCUUUCGGGUCUAUUCUACACUAUGUGCUCAUUUCUAACACGAGAGACCAAUGUAUUUUAAUAUAAUCCUUUUCCACACUUUAGAAAUCAACAAUAGUGUUGUGUAUUUAUAGGCAGCUUUUAACAGUCCUAUCAUUUUUGUACUAGCCCCAGUGAUUCACAAGGACAAACCUUUUUAAUAACUUGAUCACAAAACCAUACGGGCAAAUAUGAAUUUUAAUAUUAUAAAUACUAUUUUUAAAAAGGUAGAAUUUAUUCCGCACAGGGUAAAAAGAAUGUAAUAUUUAGUUCUCAAGUUUGAAUUACCAGUAUGUUAUUACAAUUUUGUAUAUCAGAAAUCAAGUGUUACAGGUACAAAAAGAAAAUUGCUAGCCAAAAUGAACAAAGCUUAGCUGACUCUAUAGCAUGCAAAUCAAAUAAAUUUAAUAUCUUGGGGUUUUUUUUUCCUAUCACUUUAUCUGUAUUGUAUUAAAUAUCAAAAGCUCAGGACUGAACUAAAUAUUUAAUCAGGUUUAAAUGCCGAAUGUUUCUGUUUUAAUUUGUCUUGUUUGUAAAAGUAUGCAAAUACACCACAUAGAUUAACUUCA
Messenger RNA from Sorex araneus (European shrew), 6188 nucleotides. RefSeq names its product WW and C2 domain containing 2 (gene WWC2). Bases 140 to 3685 code for a protein of 1181 amino acids. The transcript is spliced from 23 exons. Gene Ontology annotation, cellular component: cytoplasm. Gene Ontology annotation, biological process: cell migration; negative regulation of organ growth; regulation of hippo signaling. Lineage: Eukaryota; Metazoa; Chordata; Mammalia; Eulipotyphla; Soricidae. The record is from RefSeq and is a predicted model, not a curated record. Gene Ontology annotation, molecular function: molecular adaptor activity; kinase binding.